This is a messenger RNA of Ostreococcus lucimarinus CCE9901, 1941 nucleotides long. RefSeq lists its product with no specific name. The record is from RefSeq and is a predicted model, not a curated record. Lineage: Eukaryota; Viridiplantae; Chlorophyta; Mamiellophyceae; Mamiellales; Bathycoccaceae. The transcript has a single exon. The coding region runs from base 1 to 1941 and encodes 646 amino acids. Gene Ontology annotation, biological process: intra-Golgi vesicle-mediated transport. Gene Ontology annotation, cellular component: Golgi membrane.
AUGCGCGACGCGCGGGCGCGGUGCGACGCGAGCGCGGCGGCGGAACGGGAGGAGAAACGGCGAUUGAAGGAGAAGCUGACGCGCGCGGCGAGCGACGGCGAGGCGACGACGCUGGCGCUCACCGAGGAGGUGAAGCGGUUGACGCGGUGCAGGGAGGAAGACUUAGCGUGCGUGCGCGCGAUCAUCGGGGACGGGGCGGUGCUGGUGGCCGGAGCGCCGGAGGAGGCGUUGUCGACGAUGGCGACGUGUCGGCGCGAGCUGGAGGCGGCGCGCGUGGAACGGGACGCGGCGAAAAAGGCGUCGUUCGCGGCGUCCACGUCGGGGGCGAACGCGGAGAGCUUGAUGAGUGCGAUGAAAGAGAAAAUGCAGGAGAAGAUUGACGAGGCGAUGAAGACGAUGGAGGCGAAGAAGCGCGCGGCGGAAUCGAGCGCGGAUGCGGCGCGACAAGGCAAAGCGGCGGCGGAACAAAAGCUCGGUGCUUUACAGAAGCAAUACGACGAGAUGGCGAGUAAAUUAUUCGACGCUGAGAACGCGAUGGAGACGAACGAGGCGAGAAACGCGGCGGAAAAAGAAGAGUUGGUGACUUUGGGUGAGGAAUUGCGUCGUCGCGAGGAGGCGUUGGAGGCGCACGUCGAAGCCGCGCGCGCUACGGAAAGGGCGACGACGAGUCGAGACGAGCACGCCGAGUCCAGGCUCGCCGAGAAGCUCGCGGUAAAGGAACGCAUGGUGUCUCAGCUCGCGGCGGAGGUCGAAUCGAACGCGGCGCGUGCGAAGGAGUCUGAAGAAAAACACGCCGCCGAACGGGAAUCGCUGAACGCGCAAAUCGUCGCGCUUAGACAAGAGGUUUUGAAAGCGCGCGAAACGGCGCAACCGUCUGAGUCGGCGACGUUAAAGUUAAAGGCUGAAAUAGCCACACUAACGAAUCGCGUCAAGAUGUUGCAAGAAAUCAGUGGCCUGGAGGUCGGCGAUGACGACGCCGCGGCGGGCGGUGACGAAUCGUCGGCGAGCGGCGCGGAGGCGAUGCAAUCGUUGCGCGAGCGAAACAAAAAGCUCGCCGCCGAACUCACGGUAGCAAGGCGCGAAACAGAAGAAGCGACCACUUCUCUUGAAAUCGCACGAGGUGCGCAAGCGAGUGCCGAGCGCAAGUACACCGAAACGGCGGAGAUGGUCGCGACGCUCGAGACCGAUUUAGCGACGCGACUCUCGGAAAUCAUCGAGGAUAGAGCCGUGAACGGGUCUCCGAUGAAAGUGAACGCGGCGUCCUCGGAGUCGACAGAUUUGCUCACGAUCCUCACAUCUCAACGCGAUCGAUUCAAGCGUAGGGUGGGUGAACUGGACGAGCGCGCGGCUAGGCUCGAGCAGGACAAAAUCGCCGCCGAGGACGCGAAGGCAAAGCUCGAAGCCGACAGCGUGCAGCUGUUCGAAAAACUUCAGUACGUGCAAAAUUACUAUUCCAAGCAAUUAGCGUCGUCGGGUGGCCGGACGACAAUCCUGCGCGUCGACGCGGAAGGCAUACCCGUCACCGACGGCGCCGUCGCGGCGUCUACGGCGCCGUCGCAAAGCGCGAAGAACGCGCGUUAUUCGUGCGGCGCGGUGACGGUCAACAUCGAAAGCGAACGUACGGCAGCCGCGGUCGACGGCAUGCGGCGCCGCGCCGCGCGUUACGGUUGUUUCGGUGGCGUCAACGCCGAGUCAGACAUCCCCGGCGGCGACGCCGGCGGCGUCGUCCAGCGGUAUCGCCGUCGAUACCUGGCGCGCUUGAACCCCUUCGCCGCGUUUCGCGAGCGGGAGGUCGAAGACUCCGCGUCCUCGCUUCCGAUUCACGAUCGCAUCGGUUUGACGAGCGGAAAGAUGCUCAUGAAGAGCAGGGCGACUCGCACGGCGUUUUCCGUCUAUCUCAUCGUCUUGCACUUGUUCAUGCUCCGACGCGCUUUUAGUUGA